Molecule: messenger RNA, 2372 nt
Organism: Bombina bombina (fire-bellied toad)
Lineage: Eukaryota; Metazoa; Chordata; Amphibia; Anura; Bombinatoridae
Gene: NT5M
Product: 5',3'-nucleotidase, mitochondrial
Exons: 5
Coding region: 665-1414 (249 amino acids)
Biological process (GO): pyrimidine deoxyribonucleotide catabolic process
Molecular function (GO): 5'-nucleotidase activity
Source: RefSeq, a predicted model, not a curated record
UACAAGGCAACAGAAGCACAGGAACUGCAGAGUCAGAGCUGUUUGUCACUGCACUGCAGAGCUCACUGUCAUCUCCCUGCAGAGCUGUAUGUUAUGCAAUGCACAGCCGAGUUGUGUUCUCCCCAGCAACGUAAGGACACCUCCCUGCAGCUGAUCCCAAAGGCAUUUCCCUUCUGCACCGCUUUCUUAUGGGCAGCUGCACACCCAGGCUCCGCCUCUGCUGCACACACUCUCAAAGGUCUAUUUGCAAGACUGGACUUAUAGGAAAUGCUGCAUUGCUCUGCACUGAUAUAAGUCUGCCAUCUGUCUUCCCGUGCAAAAGUGACAGGACCCACGAGUGGCAUUUUACCAGAAUGAUUCUGCAAUCCCUUAAUUGUAUGUUGUUGCUGUCAAUGAGGACUUUGGUGCUGAAUGAAUGGGACUGACUUUAAGUGAGUAAGGCUCAUUUCAGAUGGAUGGCAGUUAUUAUAGUUGUACAGGGACUUUGGUUAAGGUCAUAAGGCCAUAUAUAUACUUACAAUAAGGUCCAUAUAGUAUCAUUAUGUACUCUCUCUGAGCUUAUCAAACUUCUGAGAAUUGUUUUUCUACUGGGUGUGCAGAGCAACUGCUGAAUUUACCAAAAGCAAUAUUCUAUUCUGUAUAAUGCUUGCCUAGGUCUGUUACCAUGCUCCCUUUAAAACGCCUUCUGCGCCAUUUCACUAUGCUUUCUGCCAACCUGUGUUCACAAAACUACAGAACAUGUUCCUCUACUACUGCCAGGAGAUUGCGGGUGCUGGUAGACAUGGAUGGGGUGCUGGCAGACUUUGAAGGUGGUUUCUUGAAGAAAUUCCAAGCUCGGUACCCUGAGGAACCCUAUAUUACACUUGAGGAUCGCAGAGGAUUCUGGGUAUCCGAACAAUAUGAACAUUUGAAGCCUGGGCUAGAUAAGAAAGCUACCAGUAUAUGGGAGGCAAAGAAUUUUUUCCUGGACCUUGAUCCUAUUGAAGGUGCAGUGGAGGCUGUGAAAGAGAUGGCAAAUUUGGCAAACACAGAUGUCUUCAUAUGCACCAGUCCCAUAAAACGCUACCAGCAUUGCCCUUAUGAGAAGUACUCCUGGGUGGAGGAGCAUCUGGGACACGACUUCCUUGAUCACAUCAUUCUGACAAGAGACAAAACUGUGAUCUCUGCUGACAUUCUGAUUGAUGAUAGACCUGAUAUUACAGGUGCAGAGCUGAGUCCAAGCUGGGAACACAUCCUCUUCACCGCCUGCCACAACCAGCACCUCUUGUUGACCGCUCCCAAGAGGAGGCUUCAAUCCUGGAGUCAUGAUUGGAAGGGUAUUCUGGAUAGUAAGCGACUACAGCUGAUGUCUGCUAGGAAUGAGCCCAUUAAUAAGAGCUGUGAGAUUAGCAAAUCCGAACACUCCAUUGUGUAAGGUCUUUUAUGUUUGGACCUUUCAGACACAGAGCUUUCUGAUUGGUCCAACACAACAAUACAUAAUUACAGCAUUUAUGAAGGAACUCUGCAUAGACUGCAAUGUUAAAAAGGGGAACAUUUCCUGUUCAGCUUAUUGGGCAUUUAAAGGACUUAGAUUUCAAAACAUAAAGUAAUACUUAAAGGGACACUGUACAAGAAAACAAAUCUACAACUCAUAUGAAUGAGCUGCAUUUAAACAUGUAGGCAUUUUUUGCCUUAAAAAAUAUUCUUUAAAAACUGUUUAAAUUUACACUUAAACUAUUAUACCAAUAUCACUCCCUACUAACACUCAGUGGCAUAUGUGUACUUCCUACUAAUACUCAGUCUGUAUCAACAGGAAGUACUUAUCAGCCAAUAAGCAUUAACAUGAAGUAGCUGACAACCAAUAAGCAUUAACAGGAAGUACCUAUCAGCCAAUGAGCAUUAAAAGAAAGUACACAUCAUACAGCUGUGUUAGUUUUAAUUCAAAUUUAUAAAGCUUUUUGCUCACAAACUUCUUCUUGCAAAAAAAAUAAAAAAAUACCAAAUUAAUAACAUGUUUUCUAUUUGGUAAACAGAACAAUUUUGAGUACAUUGUUACUUUAGACCUGUUACUCCCUAUGGGCUAUGUACUGAUUGCAGUCUGGCAUGCCAAGGGUUUUUUAAACAUACGCACAAAUUGUAUUAAAAAACAUAUUUUAACAUUAAAUGAAUAGGGUACGUACACUGUACAAGUUAGUAAAUAGUACCAAAAAUAAUACAAACUGUAUUUUCAAAAUAUUAGAUAAACUUCUAGAUCUCCUUGGUAAAUUUUAAUAUUUGACAAUCUUUUGCUGAUAAUUAUUUUAUUGUAUAUUGCUGUGAAACGACACAUUUUUAAAUAAAUAUUAAAAUGUAUUUCUGUUUGCUAUGUUUAAAUGAGGGCAAUUUAAAAAGUA